GCAUUUUAUAUACAGUAGAUAAGAGUCAAAAGACUAGAGAGCAGAGAAUACAAAUCUACAACCGGGUCAACUCAGAUCGGAGCAGCGAAGCAAAAGAGAUGGCAGUGGUGGAGUUGCUACAGAGAGAAUAUGGGUACGUGGUUCUGGUGCUGGUUCUCUAUACCUUUCUCAAUUUCUGGAUGGCUUUCCAAGUUCUCAAGGCUCGGAAAAGGUAUAAGGUGUUUUUCCCAAACCUCUAUGCAUUAGAAUCUGAAAACAAGGAUGCAAAACUCUUUAAUUGUGUUCAGAGAGGGCAUCAGAACUCACUGGAGUUCAUGCCUUUGUUCUUCAUGUUGAUAGCUCUAGGAGGUCUUAAACAUCCUCUGUUUUCUUCUGUACUUGGACUGAUUUAUACAGUAAGCCGCUAUUUCUACUUCACUGGCUACUCUACUGGCGAACCCAAGAACCGUUUGAAGAUCGGGAGGUUGGGCUUCCCGGCUUUGGGUGGUCUGGCAAUUUGCACGGUCUCUUUGGCGAUCAAUCUUCUUCUCAAAUGAAAUAUCUAGAGUUUGGCCUCUAGUUUUGUUGUAUUGUUAGAAAUUUUUAGCUUUAUUUCUUAGAUUUCGAGAUUUGAAUGAUUGCGUGUGUUGGAGAGAACACCAUAUAAGUGAGACUUGUGUAAUGUGGUUUGUUUCUUCGAUAUUAUGUUUGUUAAAAUAAGAUGCAGAUUCAAAACAUGUUAUCUUUGUGCCU
Nelumbo nucifera (sacred lotus) is the source of this 732-nucleotide messenger RNA. RefSeq lists its product as uncharacterized. Gene Ontology annotation, molecular function: glutathione transferase activity; glutathione peroxidase activity. The record is from RefSeq and is a predicted model, not a curated record. Lineage: Eukaryota; Viridiplantae; Streptophyta; Magnoliopsida; Proteales; Nelumbonaceae. Gene Ontology annotation, cellular component: nuclear envelope; endoplasmic reticulum; membrane.